Messenger RNA from Bipolaris sorokiniana ND90Pr, 483 nucleotides. RefSeq lists its product as uncharacterized. The annotation marks the transcript as partial. Gene Ontology annotation, cellular component: mitochondrion. NCBI's taxonomy places the organism in Eukaryota, Fungi, Ascomycota, Dothideomycetes, Pleosporales, Pleosporaceae. The record is from RefSeq and is a predicted model, not a curated record. The transcript has a single exon.
CCUCCUCCCUCCGCGCCCUCCAACCCUCUUCCCUCCCCACAACCUCCCACUGAACCAACCACAUACCAACGACCCGCCAUAACAUCGCCCCGCUCCCUCCACCAACUCUCCAUCUACCUCCUCGGCAGCACCUGCCUCCUCCUCUCCACAACUCUAACCCGGCGCGCCAUCCACCGACGCCACCUCCGCCUCACCCCCUCCUACUUCGCUCCGAACACCAACCCGCACGAGUACUUCAGCCCCUUCGCCGACGCGUGCCAGGCGUUUAACCUCGCCACCAUGAACUGUGCUAGCGUGGGGAUAAUGGCGCUGGGUGGCGUGAUGUGGGUGGCUGAUAUUUCGAAUUUGACAGAGGCGAGGAAGGUGUUGAGAGGACGGUUGGGGUAUGAGCGGAUUUAUGAGAGCGAGGAGGAUAUGCCGAAUUCGAUUUCGCAGAUGAUUGUGCAGGCAGGGGAGGUGAGGGUUAGGGAGGAGGAGGAGGAG